AUGGAUGUAGCUAACCUCUACACCACGGGACAAUUCCACCGGUUGGUGCUUUUCGCACCCCAUUGCUCCACCCCCAUUCUGAAACUCUACCUCUACCUCUCACUCGCAGCCAUUGGUCGCACUAGCCAGGCCCUUAUGGGUUUGAGCUUGGAAGCCGAGUACGUUUCUGAUCCUGGUCUCAAGGCAAAAUACCUAGAUGCUCUCCGGGAGGUUGGUCAUGCAAAUACGAGAUUAGGGGCAAAGUUCUCGCAUGAAUUGAUGUCGGAACUGUGGUCUACGCGGGCCAUUGUAGAGUGCGGAAUCUCGCGUGAAAGUCUACUCCGUCCUGUGGGAGUGGGACUGGCGGCCCUGGAACCAAAGGGUCUGGAACACUGUCAAGAAUUUGAUCUGCUGAAGCUUCCUCUGAUCUACAUCGCAAAAGCUCAUUUUCAAGUUGAUCGGUUCAGGAGGCUGGGAGCUUUUGUUUCGGAAUUGUCGUAUGCUCGGGCAUGUGAGGAAGACUACCGAGUUGCGGAGCAAAUGGAGAGAGCGAUCGACCGACAGAAGCAGAAGCAGAGAGAAGAACGGGGGAAAGGAAAAGGUAAAAGAAUGGGAGAAGAAAAAUCAGAAGAACAAGGAGGGAAGAAGAUAAAACCGAAUUUCGCAGAAGGUCAAGAGAACUAUAAGCUGGGCAAAUAUGAUGAGAACAAAGCUGAUAAAAAUUGGGGCCUCUUGAAGUUGGUUUCUGAAUUUGGCCCUCUAGAAAUGGUCCGAACCAAUCUACUCAAAGACGACACAUUUGAGAAAUUAAUGAAAACAUGCGACAUGGAUGAGAUUCUCAAUCAAUACGAGCCUUUAAACCCUCCUGAUUUUACAAGUCGAUCUACAAAUUGUGACUGUGAGGUUUUCCCUUGUUCUCAUGGUCCACGAUCGACAGUGAUUGACCUUAUGUCCUCUGGUAGAAGGAUCAGAAGCGUCUCUCAUGGGUCGGAUGAAUUCUUUCUGCGAUCACAUGGCAUGCCAGAAUCAACCAAUAUUUUGUCUUCCAACCUCUCAUCCAAACUUUUGUCUACAAUAUCACCCAUAUCAAUUAUUUCUCUCACACCAGAAUUUCUCAGCCGCCUUUCGAACACCCAAAUACUCGCAGCAGCGCUGUUCGCUCUUUGCAACCCGCAAGCCCACAACCUCACUUUCCUCCUCGCAUUCCACGCUUGUAGACAGAUGGACUCUAUAUGCGACAACCCCGGGACACUUGCAGGGAUCCACCAGUUCGAUGCCCUCACCAUGGCGAUCGUCGCUGGGCAAUGUGCAACAUCCAAUGCCAGCCCUGACAAUCUUUUCGACUUGCUCUAUUUUUUGGUUGCACCCCUACUAGAUCAGCACCGCGGAUCGUCUGCUGGCAAGAAAACGUGCACUAGUUUAGCGCGACGCACUGUCGGUACUGGCGACACUGGCGCCUCUACUCGCGGUGGCCAAACUGCCAACGGGGAGACUGUCUGUGGUCGCACAUCAGACUUCCAAGUCGAAAUGAACGGACACGGGCCACACCAAUUCCAUGAGGGUUGUGAACUCGGCCCAGAACGUGUUCCUGAGCAAAAUAAGAGCGUGUGCACUUGUGUUGGUGACAACGCACACGAUCUCGUACCAGUGGUGGUGCCUGGCGUACCUGACAGUUACAUAAGUGCGGAAGCAGGUCAAGUUGAUUCAGGCGCUAGCGCGACCCAACUUCAUUCAAACCCUGAAACCCAAUGUGAUUCACAUCAUGCGACCCGAAUUAAUUCGCGCUGUGGUGCACCCUACCCUUCACCAUAUGACCAUCAUCCACAACCAUUGGUCCAUGGAAUAAAGCAUUCAGCUGGCAGCGAUUUAAAUUGCACUCCUUCCUCUCCGUUCUGCAGUUCCUCACCGGAAUCCUCUCUUCACUCCCCAUCAACAACAACAUCAUCUCGUUCCCCAGUAUCUACUUGCAAAUAUUUCUCAGCAUCGUCCAUGUGCAUUACGACACUCUUACCUCUAGCAUCUCUUCGACGGAGCCACUACUUCUUCGCGUGCGGAAAUGUGUAUAGGCUACUCUUCCUUCAGUCCUCCGAUAUUGCGAUCCUGGCAUACACAGUCAAGUUUCGCAGCCACUCGUCCAACUACCUUAUUGAGGCGGCACGUAAGUUUAUCGUGGGUGUAGCAGGCCACCCUCUUGACGACCCACUUCUCUACAAAAAAUACGACCAGGUGCUUUGGUGCCUUCUACUAAGUGGAGGAAUUGACAUGGAAGUUAUUUGGGUGUUUCUUUCCGCCCGAUGCCAUUUUGCGCGCCAUGGAUGGUUUGUGUUAAGCGAUGGCCCCAGCCACUCGGAUUACUCCGGGGACUUCGUGGGUUGGCCCUCCUAUACUAAUGGCGCGGAGGUGCUAGACUCACUCAUGUCUUUCUGCCUCUGGAACUAUGGUAGGCACAACAAUUGGGAGGUAAAACCAGAGUCUAAAAGACAUCUCUGGCAAGAAAAAGUUGGGAUCGGUGUUGCGGCUAAUUUGCACGCGUCAGCGUUCUCCAGGCAGAAACUAGACACACAUGAAGGAUUAUACGAAGCAAGUUGCCAGGAAGAGCAGAAAAGGCAAAAUGACCUAGAUAGCUCAAACGGCCAAAAUGUACAGAGCCGCCAAAAUUACCACGGUGCAAGUGACAACGGCACCGAAACGUUUGAGAAAUCGGACAAACCCGGGAAGAAUAGCAGGCUAGGCUCGACAUCUGGAGGAGGAAGUGGCCCCAGUGAAUCUCAGGCUCAAGCCAAUUUUUGUUCCAGUCCGAAUCAAGAAAACACCAAGAAUGAUUGCCCAAUGCAAACAAUUAAAUUAAGGAAUUUUCAGGAUUACAACAGAAAAUUAUUUCUUCUGCCUACAAUGGUCGAUAAUGGCGACAAUGUUCUUGUGGCUGGGGAGUAUUAUCCUCAAGUUACAGAGUUUGUUCGAAAUGGGUGCGAAAUAGUACCUCAAGGCAUUAAGGAAACUCAGGCCCACUGCGAUUUGGCCCUGUACAAAUGUGACCCUCAAUGGGAAAUUUGGCACCAAAGGUCCAAUUUUUUUCAUUGCUCCGGGAACGAGCUUUCACUCAAACUUUCUCUGCAACACGAGUUAGUCAAAUUGUGGGCUGAAACUUAUUGUGAGACCCAUGGCAUACUCCCCGCACCCCUUCAGAAAUCCGUUCAACGACUCCUAGGAGUAUCCUAG
Molecule: messenger RNA, 3198 nt
Organism: Sungouiella intermedia
Lineage: Eukaryota; Fungi; Ascomycota; Pichiomycetes; Serinales; Metschnikowiaceae
Source: the annotation of a GenBank genome assembly